Molecule: messenger RNA, 1708 nt
Organism: Vitrella brassicaformis
Lineage: Eukaryota; Vitrellaceae
Source: the annotation of a GenBank genome assembly
GCCUGCCUUCAGGUCCAUCCCAUCCACACACAUACAAAGCCGUCCAUCUAGUGAUGGAAAGCAACACGAUGUCUAUCAACAUACAUACGCAACCAUUGCAGCAAAGCAAGCGUCAUUGCUCCCCACCUCACCGCACCUCACCGCACCUCACUCGCUCACUCACGCGGCCCCAGACUUGACAGAGCCAGGUGUGGACGGCGUCACGCCCCUCAUGGCCACAUCCACAGCGCCCUCAUCAUCCACUGCCAUGCCAAACAUAAACCUGCUCGCCACAUCCGGCGUCCCCUCUCGCUCGAACGACCGCCGCACCAUCUGGUCAGCCGUCAACAAAGUCGACUUGGGAGCCGGCCUCUUCAGCUUCGCUCCCGCGGCAGCCGCAGUGCCCGCCAGAUAGAGCGUCCCGUCGCUCUUGAUGGCCAGCCGCUUGGCUAUGGCGCUGUAGCUGUUGUGAGACUCUGCAAGCGCCUUUGUGUGUGUCUUCUCGUCAAGGAUGAGCUCGAGAUGGGCGAGGGAGGGGGGCAGGGUGGGUGAGGGGGCUUCUUCCGAGUCGGCGGUGAUGGUGAGGGUGCGGCCGUCGACCAGGAACUCAAUCAGGUAGAAGCGGCCAUCCAGCUUGCGGCCCUCUUUCAGCACGCGCCUGCAACCAAACAAGCACAGAGACAUGCAGACAGACGGCAGAGACAUGACGUCAUGAAAGCGCAUGCAUCCCUAGCGGCCUGUUACCGUGGUCCCGCUUCGCCUGCCUUCUUCUUGGCCCUCUUCUGCGUCGAUGCGGCCGAGGGGCCGCCCACCAUUCCCGCCUUCAUCACACUGCUGGGCUCACUCUGUACCCACCGGUGACUCGCCAUGCCAUCCGUCUGUGCCAUCCCACCCUCAACCGUCGUGUGGUGGGGCUUCAAUGGCGGCAGCCUCACCGCCUCCCGUGGCUUGCGGGCGCCGAGCGUCACGGGGAACUCGCAUAUGUUGUUAAGGUACCUUUCCUGCUCGACGGCGGCCUGCACCCACUCCCUGUGGUUGUAGACGGGCCGCACCCUCUCGAGCCGCUUGAGCAGCCGGUGGUUCUCGUGUGUGAUGCGGCCGACCUCCUUCUUGCGAUAUUCACGGUUGAGGGAGACGGGGCCGGGCACGCUGCGGAUGGCACUGAAGGUGGGCUUGCGCAUGAUCUCCGCCAUGCGCCUGCACGCCAGGCAGAGAAAGACACGACCAUGAGAGGCCCCGACAGACAGCCAGUCACCCAUUCCCCCACGCACCUGAGUAGGAAUUUGUUUUCCCUGUCGAUUGCGGCGUAGUGCUCUUCGAGCAUUAUCUCCCGCUUGCGGUUGGACAGCAGAAAGGUGGGGCGGGUGGGCUCCUCGUUGUCGAUGUACCCCUUCAUGCCCUGGGUGCACCCCAUGCAUCCCGUUCACACUCGGACAUUCCACUGCGUAUGUACAUCCACACGAGUACAUCAUCAUACGUACCUUGAGUCGUCGUUCGUGCCUCUCCUGGUCCUCCUCCUUCCAUUUCUUGCUGCAGAUUUUGCUGGCGCACGGGAUGGAACGAAACAUGAUGGCGGGGGAGAGACAGGUAGGCCUCUUCGAGGCCGAAUACGGAGGGGAUAGAGUUACAGGAGGGGCCCGAGAAAAGAGUCUGCCAAAUUGCCCGGUGCGGUUGCCUCUGCCUGUCAGCUGCUGAAGGGCACAACUGACGACAAGCAAUGAGUGUGCUG